Molecule: messenger RNA, 4195 nt
Organism: Nematostella vectensis (starlet sea anemone)
Lineage: Eukaryota; Metazoa; Cnidaria; Anthozoa; Actiniaria; Edwardsiidae
Exons: 22
Coding region: 379-3660 (1093 amino acids)
Molecular function (GO): guanyl-nucleotide exchange factor activity
Source: RefSeq, a predicted model, not a curated record
GCCCUAGGGGUAGGGGUCUGCACUACCGGACUGCGUUCCUGUGACCAAGAUGUGACAGAAAAGAGCAGCAAAUUGUUUCUGAUUUGACGGUUUUGUGUGUUUUAGGAAAGGAAAAAAGUCUCACAAGUGUCUUAUCGAGGAACUCUCUGGAAUUUGGUCGUGUUAUAGUGAAGAAAUGUUACAAUGUGGGGAAAUUAACUGAAUUCGACGAGAUAUUUCUAUAUACAGAGAUCGUAACAGAGAAUUCAACCGGUUUCUGGAUCAAAACAUGUCUCAUAUUGGGACGAUCUGCUCUGGAUUGCUCAACGAUUUUUCACCCGUGAGAAAGGGUCAAUAUUAUGACUUUUAGAACUCGAAAGGUCAAAGGUUUGAAAUACUAUGUCAACUCUUGUAAGCAUCUUCAGCCCAAGGGAGAGAAUAAAAAUGCCACCUGAUUCAACAACAAGUCCAGACAGUCCUUCAAAGAAGUCAGCAUUAAAAUGGCCUAAUGGGGACACAGCAUUUUCUCGAAGGCCUUCUAAGAAAAAGAUUAAGUGGUCUGCAGAUAAGAAGCCAAGUCAAGAUGAUGGCGAUGCUAAUAAACCAAAGACAGUGAAGGAGGCACUGGCAUCGGCCUCAGCCCCACUAUUGAGUGGGAAACUCAGAGAUGAGACUUGUGCAAUGAAAAAUAGUUCGCCUGAACCUGAGGAUUCUGGUGAUAAUGAUAUCGAUAGCUCCCCCUCAUCACCUCGUAUUUCAUCUGCAUUGUCAGAGGACGAGUGUAGUCCUUCCACUCCUAACAUCUCUUUGUCAGACAGAUCUCAACUGAACCAGUCUAUUUGUGUUGUCCAAGAGAUUGUUGCAACAGAAAGACAAUAUGUCAGGGACCUUCAAGACAUUAUUGAGGGGUAUCUUGUUCACAUGCGUAAAAAUGAUGCACCUGUCACCAAAGAGAAAGUUAGUGACCUGUUUAUGAACAUUGAAGAAAUCUACACUUUUAACAAGGAGUUUCUGGAAAAUCUUGAAGAUGCUGAUGAUGACCCUGUUGAGAUUGCAUAUUGUUUUGUAAACAAGGAGGCUGGGUUUGAAACCUACACAGAAUACUGUACCAAAUACCCAAAGUCAAUGGAGGUUCUUACUGACUGCACUCAACAAAAGGAAACUGCUGAAUUUCUCCAGAAACUGCAGACAGAUCUUGGACAUCCCUUGCCCUUGGGCUCAUACCUACUCAAACCAGUGCAGAGAAUUUUGAAAUACCAUCUGUUAUUGCAGGUUAUUAAGAAGCACUUUAACGAGCAGGAGGACCCAGAUGGUUAUGAUGCUGUUUGUGAUGCUCUUGAUGCGAUGACUGCAAUCGCCCAGUAUAUAAACGAAAUGAAACGCCAACAUGAGGCUGCCCUUCAUGUCCAGGAAAUUCAAAGUCAGCUCUCAGAUUUUGAGGGGCCUGACUUAACGACGUAUGGAAACCUUAUUCUUGAGGACUCAUUUCGCAUGAUGGGAACUCGGACUGAAAGAUACUUGUUCCUAUUUGAGCGGAUUCUUCUUAUCACGAAAAAGAGAGAGAAUGGGUAUACAUGUAAAGCUACUCUACUGCUAUCAAACAUGAUGAUGACUGAGGCCGUACCAAAGGAGCCACUGGCGUUCACCAUUAUUCGAUUCGAUAACCAGAAGAUCGACUACAGUUUUCUGGCGCGGAACGUGGAACAGAAAAACAAGUGGACGCUCGAGCUAAAAAGGCUGUUACUGGAAAGUCUCGCUGCCACUGUACCCAUCAAGGCUAAAAAUCUGAUUCUUGGUGAGACCAAGACUGACGAAGAAAAUACAGAUGGUGAUGUCAGGAAAAAAUCCUUCCUUGAUGCUCGUAACCCGAACAAUCCCAGAAGGCAUAGCUUCCGAGGUUCUAUAGGAAGUCAAGCAAAAAAGGGUGACAAAAACAACAAUAUCAAAGAGGAAGGGGCAAAUACCCCAGACAACGAAAAGUCCGCCACCGAUACCCCAAGUGACGACAAGCCGCAUCAGGACCUAGUCCCCACCAGCCCACCACCGGCCAAGCCCCUCAGUGACCGCGUGGAGAAAUGGGAACGAAUAUCAAACCAUGGAUUGGAUCAGGAAAGAUCGAGCAUGCGGCUGUCAUCAGAGCUUGAAGACGACGCAUUCCUGCCUUCUCUGUCCGACCGCAGGCAAUCCGCUGAGGAUAUUUUAGCGCGUACGAAAGAGCGAAGAAAAAGCGAUAACUUAACGACAGAUCCCCGACAAGUUACGAGUGACAGUGAUUACCCGGAUGGUGACCAUGCGCAGUCGAUUCCUUGGGUGCCCAAGCGCAGCUCUAGCUUGAAGCUACUAGAGGCGAAGCUGUCUCUAGAGAAAUGCAUGUCGGAUACAGAUUUGUUAAGUGGCGUCGAGGCUCACGCUUUGAAUCCUGGGAUCGUGGCAAGCGAUAGCAACCAGAAUAUGACGAAACACCUUGAUAAUUUCUCGGACAAUUCCAAAAUUCAGAGAACCGUGCGGGAAGUGGCGAAAGCGUUCCAAGUUCCGCCGGUGGCAGAGAUGGCUAGUAGACCAUGGGAGCCUGCUCCCGAUGAGAUCCCUCUCAACUCAGAAGAGGAUCUCGAUAAUUUAGUUAAGAGCCUUAAAACCAGUAAAGGCAAAAGCAGCGCGGUCGCACUUGAGGACAUGCUCGCGUCCAUUGACCGCGACCUGGACGAGACACGCCGCACUAUAACGGACGCGCAGAUACUGGAGUGUGCGCUGCGAUUGCGUAAAGACUCUCAAAUUUCGAUCAGUAAAUAUCCUGAAAAGACUACGAGAUGUGACUCUGAUGACUCAAAAUCACGUGAUAUUCACCAGCCAAAGAAUAUGAACACUGCGGACCUUCUCUUAGCUGGCUUACCGCGCGCCAGGCAAAUUACAACAGUGGACUCGUCUCUGACAAGCUCCGAGCCCGAAGAAAGGGAUCUGAAGGCAGAGCUUGCCGCGUGGACAAGACAAACCUCGCAGCUACCUCUCCCCGCCGAGGGUAUUAGGACUUGUUCGCUUGAUCGUAGGCGUGGUAAAAAGGUCUUCGAAAUGUCCUCCUCGCACAAGAUCGGUCGUUAUAGCGCUGGGGAUUUCCCUGUCCAAGAGGUCGACGAUAAUAAACCUAGUAAUGUUUACCGAAUGGCGAGGCAGUACUCAAAGCGAAUCACUGACGACAAAGUGAAACAGGAUAUUCGGAGUCGUUCCCGAGGAGAGAACACUCCGCCUAAAUCUCCGACCCGGUUAGACCUCUCACCGCGAAUAAAAAUUGAACGCAUUACAAAAGUAACUUUUGAUGAGUUGCCGGAUGAGAGAAGAGUCAUUCGGCGUCGGAGGAGACCUGGGCACAGCGCGCGCGAUCAGAAGCGUGCAAGCUGGUCAUUUGAGAAAGCGAAACCUGACAUCGAUGGACUUCACAGAACCAUGAGGCGAGAGAGGCCGAGGAGUUUACACGAGAUCAAGCCCGCUCCUGAGCUCAUUGAAUUCGAAGGAGACGAGAACGAGCUCUUUCCUGAUGGUUUGGAGCCUGGUUUAGCGCCCGCUAUGCUUGCUGGGAUGGAAAAGGAUGAUAUUGUCGUCAAAGGACUCGUCAAGCAUCUUGUUAAUAAAUUCAACCCUGAAGAAUUGAAAACGUCAAAACCUAACACUGGUGCAGAGCUCCUGUAACUUCAUCAAGCUGUAUCUUCUGUGUGUUUCUGGUCUGUUACUCCUGUAACGUCAUCUUUAGCUUGUCUCAUCUGUGACGACAUUUCAGUCCAUGCUGUGAGCGUAGUCUAUUUUAUUUUAACCCACAAAAACCAUUACAACUAUCUAGUAAUUCUAGCGAACAAUAAAAACCCAAUUGUCUAGUUACACUGCUAGAGUUUUCAUGUUGAAAAUAAAAUGUUUUCCGGUAUCCCAUUUCGAUAUCGUCGCAAUCUUUGUAAAGGUUUUGUAAAGUAUAUUGAACAAGAAUAUGAAUAUGUCCUUUGCCACUGAUUAGCCGUCCAGAGACUAUGAGUUUGUCCUUUAUCUUAAUACAAAAUCUUUUACUCAGUUUUGGUCAUUGAAUCGGCAAGUAUUCGUAUUUAGUGUUUUUCUUAUACAUCUCAAAUAGGGUUACACUCAAGAAUUAAUGUGUCAUGGGUAACGUUUAAAUAGCCGAUCUCAGUCUCUAAAAACCAUGUAAAUGUUUACAUGUGCAUAAACUUUCAAACUUGAA